CCGCUCUGAACUGGCAUCUGCCCUCCUUGCAGACUGUUGCGUCCGGCGGUGUCCCCGGCCGCGGGAGCUCCUUCCGGGCGGCCUCUCCGCUUGGUGACGCCGAAGUGGCGUCCGGCCAGUACCCGUCCCUCUCGGUCUGCGGCGGGGCCCAGAGCGAGAUGUCGGCACCGUAGCUCUGCAGGGCGGCCACCAUGGCGGUGGCGCCGUCAAUGACAUUGGCGAGGUCGGCGAGGAAGGCCAUGGCAUCCGUCACCUGCUGGGUUUCGUUGACGUCCUUGAGGGCGUUCCAACAAUUUGUAGAACUCCGCGGCGCGCGGGCGAGCAAGUUGGAAAGAGGAAGGGACUAGGAAAUCGGUCAGGGUCGGAGGCGGCGCCUGGAUCUCCUCUGGAACGCCACCGACGUCCCGCGCCACCGACGUCGCCGCUGCCGUCCGCAGCGCAGCAGGAUGGGAGGCAGGCGGUUUUGGUUCUAUAAUUAGUCCAAUAUGUAUAUGAUCUUUAUGGUUCGGGCUGUCUUGUUUUGCGCAUGAUGUGCGAUCAGGUGUCUUAUGAUUCGUGCGCUAUAUCCGAUAACACCCUUCCUCCUGGUUCCUUAAUUUUAGGCGUGGGCCGGUCGACUGCCAUUUCCACUGCAGCCCGAUCUCCCGGCUCAUGAGCCGGUCUGAUGUUGAACCGGGGAACGACCGAAGAAUCCCACCUCGCGAGCGAGCCCGUGCGACCCUCUUAAGACGCAAUCAUGGCUUCUUCCUCUACCUUCGAGGGGGAAGGAGAAUGGCGAGGCGAUCGCAUCUGACGGAGAUCGGAUGCAUAGCCUGCGACGAACUCGCGGAGCUCGGAUCCGGAGAUAGGGAGGGCUGGCUCGACGAUCCCUCCCUUCUUGCCGCCCUCCACUCUUACUCUCUUGCCGUCGCCUCCGCUGCCCGUCCCCUUGUCCUCGUCCUCGGUUGGGACCCCGAUCGCCGAUCCCCCUCUUCCCCCCGUCAUCCCGUCAAGAUCCAUCCCUCACUCUCACCCUCCGACGGCCGGAUCACUGCCCUCGAGUGGCUCCCCUUCGGCGACCUCCUGGCCCUCGCCCUCGGCACCUCCUCUGGUAUCCUCCUCUUUUACUCCGUGGGCGGGGAUCUGAUUCACAAGCAGUUUGUUCACCCUGGGCGUGUUUUGAGGCUUCGAUUUCGUGAAACUGAAAGCAAAGGCGGCUUUGCACAAGAUUCCGUUUCUGAGGAGCUCUGUGCGGUCUUGCCUGGGGUUGUUGCUCGCUUUGAUGGCACAGAUAUCCAGAGCUUGCUUCGGAGAUGGCUUCAAGAAGCUGGGUCAAGAAUGUGGGAGAAUAGCCGUCACAAAUUGGAGUCAGAGGAUGAAAUUUCUUAUGGGAAUAUACCUUUUCAGCUUUGGAAUGUGGGGAAGUUUGGGAAUUGUUCUGAUGCAGCUAUCACGGGGGUAAAGCCACCACCACUCUUGGAGCUCCAGUCAAGUCAGCGCUACUAUGGUGCGGUUACAGUUGGAGACAAUUCCGUGAUAUCUGCUUAUAGGCUUUCAGAGGAUAGGAGUAGAUCUUUAGUCGGAACUAUUCUCUCGAAGGUUGUCCCAGUUACAUUCUCAACCAUUGCAUCAUUUUCAAAACUGAUAUGGCGAAGUGAGCAAAGUGCAACAAGAAAGUCUCAUCCAACCUCGCAGCCAUUUGCUAAAGCAUCUCCUUUAACAUGUCUCAAAGACCCUCCAAGAAAGGGAGAGAAACUUACCUUGUCUCCAAGUGGCACCUUGGCUGCAAUAACAGAUUCUCUUGGAAGGAUUUUGUUAUUAGACACUCAGGCGCUUGUUGUUGUGCGACUUUGGAAGGGGUAUCGUGAUGCCUCUUGUCUUUUCGUUGAGAUGCUAGUUAACAGAGAUAAAGCAUCAUCAAGUUCCAGAUGUUACGAGUAUACAAAAAGUGACUAUUGCUUGUGUUUAGCAAUUCAUGCACCUCGUAAGGAGAUAAUUGAGAUUUGGAAGAUGCGAACCGGACCUCGCCUUCUAACCAUCCAGUGCCCUAAAGGAAGCAAAAUUCUUCAGCCAUCAACUAGGUUUGUGUCGUCGUCACAAACGCCAUAUAUCCCUUUGGAAGUUUUCAUAUUAAAUGGAGAUUCUGGCCAACUGUCAGUUUUGAAUAGAUGUGUUGUCUAGCAAAAAGGGUUCUAUGUCUUUUGUUCACGAUGUCUCGUCUAUAGCCAUUUUUUGUAUAUCUUGGGCUCAAAUAUUUGAGAAUUGAAAACUGCUUUCUGGCACCGAUGAGGCCUAAAAUGUAGGGUACCUACUGUUACCA
Musa acuminata AAA Group (dessert banana) is the source of this 2299-nucleotide messenger RNA. RefSeq lists its product as uncharacterized. The coding region runs from base 652 to 2160 and encodes 502 amino acids. The transcript is spliced from 8 exons. Gene Ontology annotation, biological process: regulation of GTPase activity. Lineage: Eukaryota; Viridiplantae; Streptophyta; Magnoliopsida; Zingiberales; Musaceae. Gene Ontology annotation, molecular function: protein binding. The record is from RefSeq and is a predicted model, not a curated record.